Echinococcus granulosus is the source of this 4434-nucleotide messenger RNA. RefSeq names its product ATPase family AAA domain-containing protein 2B. The transcript has 21 exons. Gene Ontology annotation, biological process: positive regulation of transcription by RNA polymerase II. Gene Ontology annotation, cellular component: nucleus. Lineage: Eukaryota; Metazoa; Platyhelminthes; Cestoda; Cyclophyllidea; Taeniidae. The record is from RefSeq and is a predicted model, not a curated record. Bases 1 to 4434 code for a protein of 1477 amino acids. Gene Ontology annotation, molecular function: chromatin binding; ATP binding; ATP hydrolysis activity.
AUGAAAAUCCGACAUCGUGUGUCUAAAAAGCAGUUGGAUAAGAUGUGUCCAAGCUCAUCGGAAAAUCGAUCUCGUCGCUAUCGCCGCUUGAAUCGCAGCUCAACCCUCGGUGCCUCUGGAAUUUCUCCAAUUUCCCCAUCUCCCUAUUCCCUUAGGAACAAAUUAAAUCUCCUAGAUAUAAAUUUAAGUGGCUCUUCACUCGAUAAGAGCUUGGGUCGUCAAUUCAGUGAGGAGACGAAACCCUCCAAAGCGGAUGUCAAUGAUGUCCCACUCUCCGAUAACAGCAAGUCGUCCAAGAAUAAGAAUAAAAAUAAGUACACCACAAAGAUAGUACGGAAAAAUAUACUGGAUUUAUCUGGUCUGGAAUUGUCGGAGCCCCCAAACAAAGUGAAAAAAGGUAACCAGCAAAGCAUAUCCUCGGAAGAUAGUGGCAACAUCGAUGUUGAUACCGGCACGGGGUUUCUCCCACGUCUUCGUCCACGAGGUUCUACGGUGGCGCCUGUCUCGUAUUCCGUUAAGGAGAACCACGGUACAUGCAAGCACUUAACGAAGCGCCUGCAGCCCAAGCGUUACAACAGAAAUGUUGAAGAGGAUGAUGAAGAUACGACAGAGGAAGAUGAAACGCCAGAUGGGCGUCGAUACCCUCUGCGAAAUCGGCGUCAUCCUGACGUUUACCAAGUCAUUCCACAAGUCAAAGACAUCGAGGCGAACCAAAGGAAUUGGCUGGCGGAUGAAUCUUACGGUGAGGGAUCCAAGCGACCUCGUCAUGGCGAUCACUACCGCCAUCUUAGCGACAGCCCUUCCUCAUCUCUUUCCAACGGCGUCAACAGUGGAGAGGCGGAGGGUCGUAUUGGAAAUGGUAGUGGCACCUCAAAUCGCUGUCGUCCGCACUGCCCCCGACGCACGAAGCAUCAGGACGAACUGGAGGAGACUUUUUUGCGACAGGCUGCUGAGGGUCUCAUGCCUAUCAACUUUAAGCCCCGCGAUGUUGAGUCGGGUCCGCUUCGCAACCGUCUCGUAGCCGGCGCUGGACUGACUGACGUAGAACCGAUGAGUUUCGACACAGAGGUGACAUUUGCCGAUGUGGGUGGACAUCAAGCGCAGAUUCGAGCACUGCAAGAGUCCGUCCUUCUGCCUCUGGUCUAUCCGGAGGUUUUCAAUCGAUUCGGGAUAGAACCGCCUCGUGGCGUGCUCUUCCAUGGCCCACCUGGCACGGGGAAGACCCUACUUGCCCGAGCUUUGGCCAACGAGUGCACACGUAUGACCUCGGAUGCUGCGCGUGCUCAUGCUAGUGGCUCCACCGCCUCCCGUCCAAUCGCUUUUUUCAUGCGCAAGGGCGCUGACUGUCUGUCUAAGUGGAUCGGAGAAACGGAGCGGCAGCUACGCCUUCUUUUCGAUCAGGCUUAUCGACUGCGCCCCUCCAUUAUCUUCUUUGAUGAACUCGAUGGCUUAGCGCCUGUCCGCUCUUCCAGACAGGACCAAGUUCACUCCAGUAUUGUGUCAACAUUGCUAGCAUUGAUGGAUGGAUUGGACCGGAGGGCGGAAGUGGUGGUGAUAGGUGCCACCAACCGGCCCGAUGCCAUCGAUCCCGCCCUCCGACGACCUGGCCGUUUUGAUCGAGAGUUUGUCUUUUCUCUCCCAAACGCGGCUGUUAGACGGAGGAUUUUAGAGAUCCACACCUCCAAGUUGAUCCCGCUGCCCUCACCUCAGCUACUGAAUGAGUUGGCCGAAAAGACGGUGGGUUUUUGUGGUGCAGAUCUGAAGGCCCUGGCUACAGAAGCCUGUCUCUGUUGUCUUCGUCGUCAGUACCCUCAAGUCUACGUGAGCAAGCUAAAACUGGCUGUGGACCUCAGCUACCUUGUUGUGGAUCGAAUGGACUGGUUGGACGCGCUGAAGAUUAUCCGACCGGCAAAUUUACGCGUCGAGUUGGACGUGGGCAAUGCGACAUCGGCGCCGGCGGCGGCACUCGCAUCGACCCUCCGCUCUAACGGCGUUGAUUUUGGCGGCAUUGGAGAAAGAGGAGGUGGCAGCAGUAGUGGUGUUUCAGCGCUUGAGGCAGACCCCGCAUCACGUCUCUUUCUCGAACCUCUCGUGCACCUAAUCACUGCUCGCAUUUCCCGUGCUCUCGCAGCCUCCGACGAUGUCGACUGUGUUGAUGGCGGAGGCAGCGGUGACGGAGGUGAACCAAUGGUCACUUGGAGCUCUGCCCCUCCCCGCUACCCUAGUACUACCACCACUACUGUAGCUACCCAUGCCACCUUUUCUCCUGCUCUCAUUCGACAGGUGAUUGUGGAAGACUCGCUUCUUCCAAGUGCGGUCUUUUCGGCUGUAUGGCGGAGACUGGAGUCUGUUGAGGUCUAUACUCUCAAUCUCGCAAGUCUCUAUACGGGCACCUCCGGGGGCCUGGUAACAUCAAUCACUCAAAUAGUCGCGGCGGCGCGUCGCUCCCUGCUGAACCAGCACCAGCAGGCUCCCACUGACCUUCCCUCCACCGCAACCUCCCUUUCCACCAGCCCCUCCAACAUAGCUGGGGUGGUGCUCUUUGUCCCUCGCAUCGAUCUUCUCCUUGCCCGUCUCCCUGCCGUAGCCUGCCACCAUCUGGUAGAACGACUUCUUGAAGUUACCUCAGCCACCAUGGAUACUGGCUGCGGAGCUCAGAGGCGUCUUCUCCUCGUGGCCACUGUAAAAAGCUUCCCGCCUAGUAUCAUUCCUUCACCCAUUGUAGGCGAAGAGGCACAACCUCAGACCACACCAGGUUCCCUGUCUAUUCGUGUUCCGCCCGCGGUCUCGCUACGUUUUACAACUUUUCCUCAAGAAUCUGCCGCACUCUGCAACGGUCACGCCUCGCCAAAGACAAUCGCAUGGUUGCGCGAGCAACAAACCGGCGAACGUAGCCGUUCUAAGCCCUCCAUUGAUCCAGAAGUGGAGGUGGAGGGAGUUGAUGGUGAAUCAACAGCUGCUGAGGAGGAGGCGAUGGCGGCGCCUCGUAUCUCCCAGUUGUCCCCCCUCUCCUCCCCCGGUGGGGGCAGUAUCGACCACCUUGUAAACACUUAUCUUCGUCGCCUUUUCCGCUUCCCCUUUGUGGAGAAAAUUAGUCUCCAUCCGCCGGGUGAUCAGUUACGGCGCGAUUUCCUCUCGCCCGUUUUUUUCGAUUGGUUUAACGUCUCUGCAAAUGAUUCCACGCCAAAUACCAACGCUUCUAGUCGACCUCCAAGGCCUCCGACACCGCCUCCUCUGAACGAGACAACGACGGGGAUCCUGGACCAUCGGCAACACGAGAUGACAGCAGUGGAGGUGAAGAAGGCGCAGGAGACACGGGAUCGUUUGUUGAGGCAUCUACGCGUGGAACUGCGUCGUGUGGUGGCGCAGUUGACACGGGAUAGGCGAUUCACGGUUUUUAUGCGACCGGUGAAUCAGGACGAAGCGCCCGAUUACUAUGAGGUCAUUCGUCGACCCAUGAGUUUGGGCGCGGUUCGGGCAAAAAUCGAUGCGCAUCAGUACACAUCAGUGAAGGAGUUCUCCAAGGAUCUGGAGUUGAUCUACAAGAACGCACUGGAGUACAAUCCCGUUGACGUGCCCCGUAGUCGUGAAAUUCGGGAACGCGCUUUCGAGUUGUGGGAUGCUGCUGAAAUGCUUCUGGACGAGAAUUCGGCUCUCACAGAGCUGGAAGAGCAGAUAACUGAGGCUCUUGCCGCUUGUCCACUGAGUUCAUCCCCCCAACGAAAUCACUCUCCCCAUCCAGUGCCCCACUUCACGGCUCUUUCCGGCUCUUCGUCUCGCCGUUACAGUCGUCGACUUCACGGCGAGCAACCGAUAUUUGGACCUGAGGAGGUAAACCAGCUGAAUAACACCCGCCAAGUCUCUCGAUCUUUACGUCACUCUUCCCCUCCUGAUAAGAAGACCAUUGAUAAUACGUCUACCUCCGGUAUGAUGUUAGACGGUACCGCUGCUGAUGCCACCCAGCAACUCCCUUCGCAUCUCCAACCGGAUACUAAUGCAGUCGCCACUGCUGACUGUGGAGAGGAAGAUAAGUCUGAUGACGACUCAACCUUUCCUGCAUCCUCGUCACCUCUUUUGGUGGAAGCCGGAACGGAAACGGAGCAAGUUGUGGCAUCAUCACUGCCACCGCCACCAUCUGUUAAGUGCCUGGCGGAAGGUCCUCUCCUCUCUUCUCUUCGAUCUGCAAUGACCGCGCUUUUGCAAGAGGCUGUCACGACAACACGGGGUUGGUCAGUGAGCCAACUGAUGGCACUACAGUGUGACCUGCUCUACGCUCUGCAGCGUACAGCAUCGCUCCCUCUCGAUGUACAAGGGGUCAAGUCUAGACUCUCCUCAAUUCUACAAAAUCACUAUCAGAUGGUGAUCUACGAUCGUUGCGAGGAGACGACAGACGCACCCAAUCUCAAGCCCUACUCUCCACUCGCCUACCUCUGA